AUGUCCUUCCUCAAGCAUCUCUUACCGGCCUCAGAUGAGCUACCCAAACCCCAGCUAACGCUCAACCGACAUCAACCAAACACGCAGCUUACGUCAAAUGCCGAACCCGAACCACGUGUUACGUUCGGUCAGAUCAGGAAGGCGCUGUAUGAUCCCGACGAUGAGAACCAUCCAUACGAUCCCGGAGCGAAACAUCGGGUUACCAACGUCCUUAUAGUACCAGAUUCCGACAUCUCCCCAGAUGCGAUAACGGUUGAAGAUGUUUUGCGUGCAACAAGAGACUUCCUCGCUGCUGAGACCUUGGCGCAGGAGCAAUCCCGUGCUGCUUCGAAGCCAGAAUUUGUCUUCGAGAAGAUAAUCUGCCACCCUAAGGGGAAGGAUCUGCCUCAGUUCAGCACAGCCUAUGAGUUGAGGAACGUUAACCAUGGAAGUGAAUCUACGAUACCGAUAAGGAAUUUGGGCAUGGCCGUUGACCUGGACAUGUUGAAGAGGAUACGGGCAGGGAAGGGCCCUCGGCCGUUCAAGGCAGAAGAUCUGGUCGAGAGGCUGCGUCUGGAACCCAGACCUUGUCUGAGUUCCGAGGAGUUUCCGUACAAUGAGGAGACCUACGACGAGCUCCUGACCGUGCUUCGAACAUGGAAUAUGCAUGUUGGAAAUAACCCAAGUUGCACCCACACGCGACAAGGAUUGCUUGAUGCUCUCAAAUCACGAUGCCGGCUGAUAGACGAAGUCGAAAAGGGACAUCAAGACGAGAACCUUCUCGAGCAGCAGACUUUGUGUCUGCGUCAGACUCUUCACGCAUACCGGCCCGAAUUGAAGAGCUUUGAGGAUCAGAAUGUUAUCCAUCAGUUGAUCAUUAUGAUUGCGAAUCAAGGCAUCGCCAUACCGGGUCUGGAUAAUGAGAUGAGAGACCAAGCCGUGGAGAUACUCUUCAGGGAGUACCGCUCGAGGCUAUAUCUUGGCACGGAACACUCCGCGAGGAGAGAUCGACUUGACGCAGAAACCGAACGAGCGAAGCUUCAAGAAGACGACACUGAAGUGCAAGAGUUGGUGAAACAGAGGAGACAGCUUGAUAAAGAGAGUUGCAACCAAGCCUCAGAGGAAGUGCGGUCCGCCAUCAGAAUUGCUCGAACUUGCCUGUGCGAGAAGGUCUUGAAUGGACUCCAGUCUCUAACGGAGCAGCAAGCAGGCCAGAAGUGGGCCGCAUGUAGCAUAGCAAAAGCCCCAGCUUCGGCAAUCGCGCAGAGCUGCAUUGAGGAUGGCGACGCGGUAGAGGGCAUGCUCCCGGAUUGGGAUAUCGACCACGCCUUGAAAAGUGUAAUCGAGCGUCUGCACAAGAUGAAUCGCCUGGGCAGUGACAACGCUAGGCUUGUCACGAAACUCGCGGGCCUUGAUGUCCCGAAGAGCGAGCGAAAGGCUGUCAUGGAGCGACGACGGAAUGAUGCCAGGACUCCAUAUAUCAUGAUGGAGGUUGCCAAUCAGAGCUCGCAAUUGCAGGGGAUGUCGCAGCGCGUCCUUCUGCGUAUGGACGAGCUAGACGACACCUUCGAUGGCGUCCUGGACGCAGGCAGGGCCAGCUCCCAUGCGCAUAACACGCUGUUGGCGAGAGUAGACGAAGAUGACCUGUACCACAGUGAAGAGAAGUCUUAUCUAGUCAAAGAGCCCCGGGCUAUAGUAAGUGGUGGUCAAGAGGUUGUCAAAGCGGGAGGUGCGAUGGUUGGCGAAGGAGACCGCGGGAAAUGCUGGAAUCAUUGCAAGAAUCAGUAG
Molecule: messenger RNA, 1767 nt
Organism: Didymosphaeria variabile
Lineage: Eukaryota; Fungi; Ascomycota; Dothideomycetes; Pleosporales; Didymosphaeriaceae
Exons: 1
Coding region: 1-1767 (588 amino acids)
Source: RefSeq, a predicted model, not a curated record